GAUCCUGUUCUGCAAGAAUCCGGCGGAGACGUCAAUCAUCAGAUCCGGGCAUACAGUGUAUUGCCCGUCACCGAUCUCCGUGUCACACAGCUCAAGGCGGGGGCCAUGUUGUGUAUGGAACCCUCUAAUAUGUCAGGAGCAUGACCCUCGUACAGCACCGGCCCACAUAGCCUCCUAGUGCACUGGGACAGAAGCAGCUUCUUACCCAGCAUUGUGUUGCAUCCGGCCGGCCUGCACACUGCUCUCCUAUUAUCUGGGGCUAGGAACUUGGUCUUUUACUCUCAGACGGUUAAAUCCUCAUUAUCCAUCAGCUGACUUGCAGGAGCCCAAAAGGAGGGCCGACUCCCCUUUAUACAAAACCUUUCUGCAGACCUACAGAGCCCAGUGGUGACCUUGAGGCUUUUAUCUGCUGAGCACCUUUAUCCGAAGCAUGAAGAAGUUUAAAAGAAGGCUGUCCCUCACGUUACGAGGUAGUCAGACAAUAGACGAAUCAUUGUCUGAGCUGGCAGAGCAAAUGACCAUAGAAGAAAAUAGCAGCAAAGACAACGAACCUAUUGUGAAGAAUGGCAGGCCUCCAACAUCUCACAGUAUGCACUCCUUCCUCCAUCAAUACACAGGAUCCUUCAAGAAGCCCCCACUAAGAAGACCACACAGUGUUAUAGGUGGAAGCCUUGGCUCUUUCAUGGCAAUGCCCAGGAAUGGGAGCAGACUAGACAUAGUACAUGAAAAUCUGAAAAUGGGAUCAGAUGGUGAAAGUGACCAAGCCUCAGGGACUUCCUCUGAUGAAGUUCAGUCACCAACAGGAGUUUGCCUACGAAAUCGAAUACACCGGCGAAUAUCAAUGGAGGACUUGAAUAAAAGACUGUCACUUCCAGCCGACAUUAGGAUACCUGAUGGAUAUUUGGAAAAACUACAAAUUAACAGUCCACCGUUUGAUCAACCCAUGAGCAGAAGAUCACGUAGGGCGUCUCUAUCUGAAAUUGGGUUUGGGAAGAUGGAAACAUACGUCAAAUUGGAAAAGCUUGGUGAGGGUACAUAUGCUACAGUGUUCAAAGGAAGAAGUAAGCUGACGGAGAACCUUGUUGCUCUGAAAGAAAUAAGAUUAGAGCAUGAAGAAGGUGCCCCUUGUACAGCCAUUAGGGAAGUAUCAUUAUUAAAGGACUUGAAGCAUGCAAACAUCGUCACUUUACAUGACAUUGUUCACACAGAGAAAUCACUGACACUUGUCUUUGAAUAUCUGGACAAAGAUUUAAAACAGUAUAUGGAUGACUGUGGAAAUAUAAUGAGCAUACAUAAUGUAAAGAUAUUUUUGUACCAAAUUCUACGGGGUCUGGCUUACUGCCAUAAGAGGAAAGUCCUUCACAGAGACCUGAAGCCACAGAACUUGCUGAUUAAUGAGAGAGGAGAAUUAAAAUUAGCUGAUUUUGGUUUGGCCAGAGCUAAGUCUGUUCCUACAAAAACCUACUCAAAUGAGGUUGUCACAUUAUGGUAUAGGCCCCCAGAUGUGCUCCUUGGGUCUUCGGAAUAUUCCACGCAAAUCGAUAUGUGGGGUGUUGGCUGUAUAUUUUUUGAAAUGGCUUCAGGAAGACCUCUGUUUCCUGGUUCCACAGUGGAAGAUGAGCUUCAUUUAAUAUUCCGACUUCUAGGCACUCCAAAUGAAGAAACAUGGGCAGGAGUUUCUUCAAACGAUGAAUUCCGAAACUACAAUUUUCCCAAGUACAAACCUCAGCCUCUAAUCAAUCAUGCACCAAGGUUAGACUCUGAAGGCAUUGAAUUAUUAACGAAGUUUCUUCAGUAUGAAUCUAAAAAGCGAAUUUCAGCAGAAGAUGCUAUGAAGCACGCCUACUUCAGAAGUUUAGGAACAAAAAUAAACAGCUUGCCAGAAAAUGUCUCAAUAUUCAGUCUUAAAGAUAUCCAGUUGCAAAAGGAUCCUGGUUUUCGAAAUUCUUCUUAUCCGGAGGCAGGACACGGCAAGAACAGAAGACAAAGCAUGCUCUUUUAAGAUAUUCCUCUCACAGUUCCAUGAUAUCGGAUGCUUUGGUGGCGAUCCUCACUUGUGGAUUAUGGACUAUCUAUUUGUCUGCACUGAAUUACCUACAGUGGAGUCUUUUUUUAUUUCAGGCCUGCAGAUAUUUUUUUUUUUUUUUUAAAUAUUUGUUGUCACAGUGUGACAAAUAUUGUACAGUGGAUUUUAAGGUCUCCUCUGCUGAUAGAGCCAGUAGGUUACAGCUGUUGUGACUGUAGCUGCAAUUCUCGUGCGGGACUGAGACACAAUGCGUUAUUUAUUGCGGAAUCAUUGCUGCUAAGUGACUACUGUCUGAAUAUUUACCAUAACAAACAGUUGGAUGCCUGAAGAAGUUGCGGUGGCUUUAUAAUAUGUGAAUGCAUUUGUUUUACCCAAUGAAAUCUGUUUUUAUUUUUUAAUUUUAUUUUCUAUUAAAUUGUGUUAUUUCCUUGAA
Molecule: messenger RNA, 2459 nt
Organism: Bombina bombina (fire-bellied toad)
Lineage: Eukaryota; Metazoa; Chordata; Amphibia; Anura; Bombinatoridae
Gene: CDK17
Product: cyclin dependent kinase 17
Exons: 18
Coding region: 431-2002 (523 amino acids)
Biological process (GO): protein phosphorylation
Cellular component (GO): nucleus; cytoplasm
Molecular function (GO): protein kinase activity; ATP binding
Source: RefSeq, a predicted model, not a curated record